Pseudomyrmex gracilis is the source of this 1035-nucleotide messenger RNA. RefSeq names its product histone-lysine N-methyltransferase SETMAR-like. The transcript is spliced from 2 exons. The coding region runs from base 1 to 1035 and encodes 344 amino acids. Gene Ontology annotation, molecular function: nucleic acid binding. The record is from RefSeq and is a predicted model, not a curated record. NCBI's taxonomy places the organism in Eukaryota, Metazoa, Arthropoda, Insecta, Hymenoptera, Formicidae.
AUGUUAACAGAACGCCAGUGCCAAAACUGGUUUGCAAAAUUUCGUUCUGGCAAUUUUGAUAUUAAAGAUACACCACGUUCUGGAAGACCAGUUAAAGCUGAUGAAGACAAAAUAAAGGCAUUGGUUGAAGCAAACCGUCGAAUAACAACACGAGAACUUGCUACAAUAUUGAAUUUGUCGAAUUCGACCGUUCAUGACCAUAUGAAACGACUUGGUUUGAUUUCAAAGCUUGAUAUGUGGGUGCCACAUGCUCUCAAAGAAAGAGAUUUACUCCGUCGCAUUGACAUCUGUGAUUCGCUGCUCAAACGUGAAGAAAACGAUCCAUUUCUGAAGCGAAUCAUAACUGGCGAUGAAAAAUGGAUUGUCUACAAUAAUGUUAAACGCAAGCGAUCAUGGAGCAGAAGAGAUGAGCCGGCUCAAAUUACAGCAAAAGCCGAUAUUCAUCAAAAAAAAGUGAUGCUCUCUGUUUGGUGNGAUUUCAAAGGAAUUGUUUUCUUUGAGUUUCUACCAGACAAUUCUACAAUUAAUUCGGAAGUGUACUGCAAUCAAUUGGAUAAAUUGAAUGAUUCCAUUAAACAGAAGAGACCAGAAUUAAUUAACAGAAAAGGCGUAGUCUUUCACCAUGAUAACGCCAGACCUCAUACAAGUUUGAUGACUCGCCAGAAGCUGUUACAGCUUGGAUGGGAUGUGCUACCGCACCNACCAUAUUCACCAGAUUUGGCACCUUCUGAUUAUUAUUUGUUCCGAUCUUUACAAAACUUUUUAAACGGCAAAACAUUUAGUUCGAAUGAAGAUGUAAAAAAUCACUUGGAUCAGUUUUUUGCAAGCAAAAAUCAGAAGUUUUACGAGCGUGGAAUUAUGCCAGAAGUGCAACAGGAAAGUAAAACCACUAUAAAGCUAAAAGAAAAGGUGGAUAUUAAGAGUACGGCUAUAGGAGUAACAAACUUGAGAAGAGGAAGCAAUGGUACAGUAAUCAUGGGAUGUGAAACUGGAGAGGAAGUAAACAACUUCCUUAAAGGAGACAAUUUAAGCUAA